AUGAAGUUCUUCGCCACCGCCGUCUCUGCUGCCGCUGUCGCCUCCGCUGCCACCAUUGGCAAGCGCGACGUUGUCUUCCAAGUCUCCGACUUCACCGCCGGCUGCAUCCCCCACAGCUCUCAGUGCUCUUACUCUUUCGGAGUUUUCCAGCCCGGUACCAUGCAGACCGAGCCCAUCAAGUGCAGCAUUCAGGCUACCGGUAACCCCGGCGGUGCCCUGCCCGAUGUCACCGGAGGCACCUGCGAGGCGUCUUCGCGUACCUUCGCUGUCACCCGUGGCGACGCUGGCCUGACUUUCAGUGUCUCGCAGCCUGUCAGCCCCAGAAGCAACCAGACCGGCACCUACUUGAUCCCUGCCGACCAGCUCACCUUCUCCGGCGAGCCCAACGCUGUUGUUGAGACCUACACCGGCCCCACCAGCUUCGACCUAAACUCAACCUUCUAA
Messenger RNA from Neoarthrinium moseri, 444 nucleotides. RefSeq lists its product as uncharacterized. NCBI's taxonomy places the organism in Eukaryota, Fungi, Ascomycota, Sordariomycetes, Amphisphaeriales, Apiosporaceae. The transcript is spliced from 2 exons. The record is from RefSeq and is a predicted model, not a curated record. Bases 1 to 444 code for a protein of 147 amino acids.